Messenger RNA from Talpa occidentalis (Iberian mole), 998 nucleotides. Its product is annotated as popy Class I histocompatibility antigen, A-1 alpha chain-like. Gene Ontology annotation, cellular component: external side of plasma membrane. The record is from RefSeq and is a predicted model, not a curated record. The transcript is spliced from 4 exons. Gene Ontology annotation, biological process: positive regulation of T cell mediated cytotoxicity; immune response; antigen processing and presentation of endogenous peptide antigen via MHC class Ib. Lineage: Eukaryota; Metazoa; Chordata; Mammalia; Eulipotyphla; Talpidae. The annotation marks the transcript as partial. Gene Ontology annotation, molecular function: peptide antigen binding; signaling receptor binding.
UCCGUCUCCCCAGCCCGGGUGGAGGCGCGUCCUGGGGGAUGGGGGGCGCAGCCCUCCUGCUCCUGCUCGCGGUGGCCGCGGCCCCGGGGGAGACCCGGGAGGGCCCCCACUCCAUGAGGACUUUCGACACCACAAUGUCCCGGCCCGGCCUCGGGGAGCCCCGCUUCAUCGCGGUGGGCUACGUGGACGACACGCAGUUCGCGCGGUUCGACAGCGACUCCCCGGGUCAGAGCGCCCAGCCGCGGGCGCCCUGGGCGGAGCAGCUGGGGCAGGAGGUGUGGGACGAGGAGACGCGGAUCCUAAGGGACCAAGCACUGUGGUCCCGAGCGCAGCUGGACGCCCUGCGCGGCCUCUACAACCAGAGCGAGACCGGCUCUCACACCCUCCAGGGGAUGUUUGGCUGCGAAGUGGGGCCCGACGGGCGCCUCCUCCGCGGGUACAGUCAGUUCGCCUACGACGGCGCCGAUUACCUGGCCCUGAACCGGGACCUGCGCUCCUGGACCGCGGUGGACACGGCCGCUCAGAUCACCCGGCGCCAGUGGGAGGAGGAAGGUCGGGCAGAGAGAUUCAGAAACUAUGCGGAGGGCAAGUGCUUGAGGUUGCUGGGCACAUUCCUGGAGUACGGGAAGGAGACUCUGCAGCGCACGGAUCCCCCAAAGACACGCAUGACCCACCACCCCACCUCUGAGGAUGAGGUCACCCUGAGGUGCUGGGCCCUGGACUUCUACCCAGCGGACAUCACCCUGACCUGGCAGCGAGAUGGGGAGAACCUGACCCAGGACAUGGAGCUGGUGGAGACCAGGCCUGGGGGAGAUGGAACCUUCCAGAAGUGGGCAGCUGUGGAGGUGCCUUCUGGAGAGGAGCAGAGAUACACGUGCCAUGUGCAGCAUGAGGGGCUGCUGGAGCCCCAAGUCCUGCGAUGGGGUGAGGAGGAGGAUGUGGGCACAGAGGCUGUUCUCAGGGCCAUUAGGAGCACUUCUGGAGACCUUCGGAGUGUC